GACAUGGAGGCUCACGACGACUACGUGUGGCCGCGGGCCGCUUCGGAGCUCAUACUUCUCCCGGUCACGGGCCUGGAAUGCGUGGGGGACCGGCUGUUGGCGGGUGAGGGGCCGGACAUCCUGGUGUAUACCUUGGACUUUGCUGGGCACCUGCAGAUGAUGAAGCGAGUCCAGAACCUCCUCGGCCACUAUCUCAUCCAUGGGUUCCGGGUUCGGCCAGAGCUUGACGGAGACUUGGAGUCCCAAGCUGUGAUAGCUGCAUUUGGGAGCAAGGGGCUCCGAGUGGUGAAAGUUAGCUGGGGGGAGGGCCGCUUCCGGGAGGUCUGGCGCUCGGGCCUGUGGAACAUGUCUGACUGGAUCUGGGACGUCCACUGGCUGGAGGAGAAUGUGGCUGUGGCUCUGGGCCACAAUUCAGUGGUGUUCUAUGACCCUGCGUUGGGUCGCACCCUUCAGGAGGUGCACUGCACAGACAGGUGCACCCUCUCCUCUGCCUGUCUGAUUGGCAACACUUGGAAGGAGCUGACCAUGGUGGCGGGUGCCAUUUCCAAUGAGUUGCUGGUCUGGUACCCAGCAGCCACCUCUGAAAAUGAGCCUGUGGCACCUGACCGGCGGGUCAGCGGGCAUGUGGGUGUCAUUUUCAGCAUGUCAUACCUGGAGAGCAAAGGUUUGCUGGCCACAGCUUCAGAAGAUCGAAGUGUCCGCAUCUGGAAGGUGGGCGACCUGCGGGUGCCAGGGGGUCGAGUACAGAAUAUUGGACACUGUUUUGGCCACAGUGCCCGCGUGUGGCAGGUCAAGCUCUUGGAGAAUUAUCUCAUCAGCGCAGGAGAGGACUGUGUGUGCCUGGUGUGGAGCCAUGAAGGUGAGAUCCUCCAAGCAUUUCGGGGCCACCAGGGCCGGGGCAUCCGGGCUGUAGCUGCCCAUGAGCAGCAGGCCUGGGUCAUCACUGGGGGUGACGACUCAGGUAUCCGGCUGUGGCACCUAGUAGGCCGUGGGUACCCGGGCUCGGGAGUCUCAGCUCUCUGUUUCAAGUCUCGUAGCAGGACAGGCACCCUGAAGGCUGUAACGCUGGCUGGCUCUUGGCGAGUACUGGCGGUGACUGAUACAGGCACCUUGUACCUCUAUGAUCUCGAGGUCAAGUGCUGGGAACAGCUGCUGGAAGAUAAGCGCUUCCAGUCCUACUGCCUUCUGGAAGCAGCCCCUGGGCCCGAGGGCUUUGGUCUGUGCGCCAUGGCCAGUGGGGAAGGCCUAGUCAAGGUCGUCCCCAUCAACACUCCAACUGCGGCAGUGGACACAGUUCUGUUCCAGGGGAAGGUGCACAGCCUGAGCUGGGCCCUCCGUGGCUAUGAGGAGCUCCUGCUGCUGGCCUCGGGCCCAGAUGGGAUAGUGGCUUGUCUGGAGAUUUCAGCUGCACCCUCUGGCAAGGAGAUCUUUGUCAGUGAGCGUUGCCGUUACCUGCUGCCCCCAAGCAAGCAGAGGUGGCACACGUGCAGUGCCUUCCUGCCCCCAGGCGACUUCCUGGUGUGUGGGGACCGCCGGGGCUCUGUGCUGCUGUUUCCUACUAGACCAGGUCUGCUCAAGAUUCCUGGGGUGGGAGGCAAGGCUGGGACGACAGUACUCGCUAUAAGUGGUGGGGAAGGGGGCACCCCAGCCGAGUGGAGCCCUGUGUCCAUACUUCAUUCGCUGCAUGGGAAGCAGGGUGUGACCUCGGUCACCUGCCAUGGUGGUUACGUGUAUACCACAGGGCGCGAUGGCUCCUAUUACCAGCUUUUUGUGCAAGGUGGCCAGCUGCAGCCAGUCCUCCGGCAGAAGUCCUGUCGGGGAAUGAACUGGCUGGCUGGGCUACGCAUGGUGGCUGACGGAAGCAUGGUCAUCCUUGGUUUCCACUCCAAUGAGUUUGUGGUCUGGAGCCCCCGGUCACAUGAGAAACUGCACAUUGUCAACUGUGGAGGAGGCCACCGUUCCUGGGCCUUUUCAGAUACAGAGGCUGCAGUGGCCUUUGCCUUCCUCAAGGAUGGGGACGUCAUGCUCUACCGGGCCCUGGGUGGGUGCACCCGACCACAUGUGAUUCUCCGCGAGGGUCUGCAUGGCCGAGAGAUCACCUGUGUGAAACAUGUGGGCACCAUCACCCUGGGGCCUGAAUUUGAGGAGCCCAACCCAAUGCAGCCUGACCAACCAGAACCUGGCAGCAAGGGGCCUGAGCUGAUUGAUAUCGUCAUCACCGGCAGCGAGGACACCACUGUCUGUGUCUUGGCCCUCCCCACGACCACGGGCGCAGCCCAUGCACUCACGGCAGUUUGCAACCAUAUCUCCUCGGUUCGCACUGUGGCUGUGUGGGGCGUUGGCACCCCAGGUGGCCCACAGGAUCUUCAGCCAGGCCUGACAGCCCGUGUGGUGUCUGCAGGGGGCCGGGCUGAAAUGCAGUGCUUCAGCAUCUUGGUCACCCCGGACCCCAGCACCCCAAGCCGCCUUGCCUGCCACAUUAUGCACCUCUCAUCUCAUCGGCUAGAUGAGUACUGGGACCGGCAGCGAAAUCGGCACCAGAUGAUCAAGGUGGACCCAGAGACUAGGUACAUGUCCCUGGCCAUUUGUGAACCUGACCCAGCUGGCCCUGACUCUGAUCCCCUUGUGGCUGCAGCCUGUAGUGAUGGGGCAGUGAGGCUCUUUGUCUUGCAAGACUCUGGGCGGCGGCUGCGGCUUCUUGCUGAAACUUUCCACCACAAGCGCUGUGUGCUCAAGGUUCACUCCUUUACCCAUGAGGCAUCCAGUGGGCAGCGGAUGGUGUUCCUGUGCAGCGCAGCCACUGAUGGAAGCUUGGCUUUCUGGGACCUCACCGCCGUAUUAAACAACGGCUCCACAGCCCUGGAGCCCCCAGCGGAGCCUGGGCUUCCUCACCAGCUUGGCAACCCCUGCCUCACCAUCCAGGCCCACAACUCCGGUAUCAACAGCCUUCAUACCUUGCCCAUUGAUGAAGGCCACCAUCUGGUGGCUAGCGGCAGUGAAGACGGCUCUCUUCACGUCUUCGAGCUUGCUUUUGAGAUGCCAGAGCUGGAAGAGGCCGCAGGGGAGGCUGUGCAACAACCCGAGCUGCAUGUGCUAGAGGAUUACACUGUCCCUUUUGCGCAUGCUGCCCAUGUGACAGGUCUCAAGAUCCUGAGCCCAAACCUCAUGGUCUCAGCCUCCAUCGACCAGCGGCUGACCUUCUGGCGUUUGGGGCAUGGUGAGCCCACCUUCAUGAACAGUGCUGUGUACCACGUGCCAGACGUCGCGGAUAUGGACUGCUGGCCUGUCAGUCCUGAGUUUGGCCACCGCUGUGCUCUUGGGGGUCAGGGGCUUGAGGUGUAUAACUGGUAUGACUGA
This is a messenger RNA of Elephantulus edwardii (Cape elephant shrew), 3357 nucleotides long. RefSeq names its product WD repeat domain 6 (gene WDR6). The coding region runs from base 4 to 3357 and encodes 1117 amino acids. Lineage: Eukaryota; Metazoa; Chordata; Mammalia; Macroscelidea; Macroscelididae. The record is from RefSeq and is a predicted model, not a curated record. Gene Ontology annotation, cellular component: cytoplasm. Gene Ontology annotation, biological process: tRNA methylation. The transcript is spliced from 6 exons. Gene Ontology annotation, molecular function: protein binding.